Durio zibethinus is the source of this 5399-nucleotide messenger RNA. Its product is annotated as binding / calmodulin binding protein. Gene Ontology annotation, molecular function: calmodulin binding. Gene Ontology annotation, cellular component: spindle pole. Gene Ontology annotation, biological process: spindle organization; establishment of meiotic spindle localization; mitotic cell cycle. The record is from RefSeq and is a predicted model, not a curated record. Lineage: Eukaryota; Viridiplantae; Streptophyta; Magnoliopsida; Malvales; Malvaceae.
GCUUGUAAACACGUGUGAAAACUUUUAACGGGCUCCAGUACGUGACUCAAGAUCCGGCUCCAUCAUAUUGUUGGUGGCGCUGCUCGCUCCUGAUUUCAAAUUCAAAAUGAGAAACCUCCCUCGACGCUUCCCUCUCUCUGUCUCUCUGGCUCAUUCAAUUUCCUCUCUUUACAACAAAACCUUUCCCAAUAAAUUCGCAGAAAACUUAAGUCACUGAUCAAAUUAAGCCAAAAAGGGUAAGAAAAAUGGAGGAAGAGCCUUUUCCUUUGCCGUCUUCUUCUUUCCUUCUCAAAGACAUCUCCAACUUUAAAACCCCCAAACGCCCUUCAAAGAUUCCCAAUUUCCACUCCCCAUGCCCUCAAUUCUUCACUGCUUCCAAACAAACCCCGAGGUCAUCAUCGUCAUUUCGUCUCCGUUCUCGACCUUCCCUUGCCCCUUCUUCUUCCCGCUCCAAAUCCAAAGCCGCCGCCGCCAAGCUCAAAGCCUUCGAGCUCGAGCAAUCUCAGUCCGCUCGAAAAGAACAAUUCAAGAAAGAACAAUCGCUCAAGUCAUUGUCCAAAUCUCUCACCGUUUGGCUGAAUUUCCUCUUCCAGAACCCUAAGUCUUGCGGUUGUGAUCUCUCCAUCAAUGGCAGUGACGAUAGUAAUCUUGUUCGAGUGGACAGUGCCUGGAGAAGCCCGAAAAGGAUGAGAGAGUUGUGGUGGAGAGGGGAUGAAUCGGAGGAGAACAUAGCCGCGGAUAUUUCGAGCUCAAAGUAUUCGACUUUGAGGUCGUCGUUGAAGGAAGUUAGUAGUUUCGAUGAUUUGAAGCAGCGGAUGCGGAUUUAUUUGAGUCUGGGGAGUUGCAAGGAGAUUUUCAAUGCCAUGACUCAAGUCGUUAAGAAUAUAGAUGAAGGGAGAUUAAAAAUGAAGGCACAUUGUCCUAUAGUUACAGAUGUUGGGAUGAAGGAAAAGGCUUCUAAAAUUUUAAUGUCUUACAACCCAAUUUGGCUCCGAAUCGGGUUGUAUAUUAUUUUUGGCGGUGAUUCCUUGUUAUCAUCUGAUGGAGAUAUUAGUUCGAUGCAAGAUAUUUCGUUUUUGAAGAUGGUAAUAGAAAAGCAAUUUUUCUCACACACUGGGCUUGCAAAGGCUUAUGCUUAUAACAAGAAGGUUGAAGGUUUGUACAGACCGGGAUACUAUGAGAAUUUGGGGAAAGUUAUAUUGAAGAGAAUUUUGUUCCUUGUUCUUAUCCUUGAUCGAGCUAAAUCUCAGACUAGUCUUCCUCUUAAGUACGGUAUUGAUGGAGUGGACGGAGGUUCUCCUCUUCUGUUCAUAGUUUCAUCUGGUAUAAAAUCAAGUCGUCAAGUCCUUAAUGAUUUCUUAUCAUCUGAUGUUAUGCAUGGGGAAGGUAAUCUUCUCGCACAUCUAGUGAUUGUAGGGUACAAAGUUUUUCAUCAGCAGUCUGCCCUUGUUGAGUUUGACUUCCAAGUAUCAGAUUUAUUUGUGGAUCUUCAAGAUGGGGUGCGGCUCUGUAGAGUUAUUCAACUUUUGCAACAUGACCCCUCUAUCCUCAUGAAAAUAGUAGUUCCUUCAGACACCCAGAAGAAGAAUUUGGCAAAUUGUGGUGUUGCCUUGCAAUAUUUAAGACAGGCUGGUGUCAUGCUAUGUGAUGAAGAUGGAUUGAAGAUUACAGGAGAUGACGUUGCUGAUGGAGAUAAGGAACUGACUCUAUCCUUGCUCUGGAAUAUAUUUGUUCAUUUACAGCUGCCACUUCUGAUCAAUAAAACAAUCGUUGCUGAUGAAAUAACCAAAAUAUGUGGCUUUAAUAUGGAUAACUUGAAUGUAAUCAAUUCCACUCUUUUGGGAACACUUUUAAAUUGGAUCCAGGCAAUUUGUGAAAAGUAUGAUCUUAAGAUUGACAGCUUUUCUUCACUGGUUAAUGGAAAAGCCAUAUGGUGCUUGCUUGAUUAUUACUUCCGCAGAGAACUUUCUUGUAGUUGUUCUAAAAAGGAUUCUGAUGAAACAAGAGGUGAAGAAUCUAUCAUGUCUGCUACUGAUUACACAGAUGCAGUUCACAAUUUUGUGUUAUCACAGAAACUGACAACAUUAUUGGGAAAUUUCCCUGAGGUUCUGCAAAUAAGUGACUUACUUGAGCAUAAUGGUGCAGUUAGUGAUCAGAGUGUGGUAGUUUUGCUCGUUUUCCUGUUGUCCCAGUUGGUUGUCAAGAAAAAUGUGGAUCAAUUAAAUUUCCAUAAACUAUUGGGUUGCAAUUGCCAAAAACUAGAGAGAAGGCAUUCAUCAAUUCGAAGACAGUCGGCAAGUUCUGAAUCUGUUGUGCACGAGAAGGAAAGAGACAUAGAUAUCACCGAAGAUGCUGCUAAAAAGUUUAAGGCCAUUCAGGCUUGGUGGCGAGAUAUGACAGAACAAAACUACAAAAGUGUUGUAAGACCUGCUGCUCCUAUUUCAUAUUGUUUCACAGCUCAGAAGACAAGCAUUGACAUUCGAAGAGCUUCAGAAAAGGCCGCAAUAGUCAUACAGUCUCAUUUUAGGCGAUUGAUAGAGCGUUGUAAAUUUCUGAAGAUGAUGAAAGCAAUCUGUUUAAUGCAAAACAUUAUACGUGCAUGGUUGACUGUGAAGAAAAAGUCAGAACUCAACAAAUUCAGUUUUGCCAGAGUUCAGGAGUUUCCAUCUGAAGAACACAAGCGACUUGUCAAGUUCAUUGUUGAGAGACACAGUUUUGUUAAUUUAAGAAGAUCAGUGUUGCUCAUACAGCAAGCUACAAGGAUUUGGAUAGCUCGAAGACACCAUGCAUCCGGUCCUGACCAAGUCAAGGCUGCCAUUUUCAUUCAGAAAUGUGUUUGUGGUUGGAUGGUAAGGUCAAGACACAUUCUUGGACAUACUCAAAUUGAGAAUGCUUCUCUUAAGUGCAUUGAGAAGGGUGUAAGAAAUAGUGAAAUAGAAGCAGCAACCAGGAUUCAGAUUGCAUGGAAGAAUUUUGUUUGCAGAUCUCUACGCAAACAAACUUAUGCUGCAACUAAAAUUCAGAGCCAUUAUCGCAGUUGGCAGUUAAGAAGGAGUUUUAUGAAACAAAAGCAAGCAAUAACAAAAAUUCAAAGUAAUUUUCGACAACUGAAAUGUUGGAGAGCCUUUCAGAUUGCUUGGAAGGAAUUUGUCUGUAGAUCUCUCCAAAAUCAGACAUUUGCUGCAACCAAAAUUCAGAGUCAUUUCCGUUGUUGGCAGUUCAGGAGGAGUUUUAUGAAGCAGAAGCAAGCAAUAAUAAAAAUUCAAAGUAAUUUUCGACGGCUAAAAUGUUUGAGUGCUUUUCACCAAUAUAAAACUGCCACCAGAUCAGCAAUUAUCAUUCAAUCUUAUGUGCGAGGAUGGAUAGCUAAGAGAAAAGCUUGGAGAUAUAGGCAUCUUAUUGUUAUUAUCCAAAGACACUGCCGUGGUUGGCUGGUAAGGAAGGAGCUUUUGUUGCAAAGGCUUGCUGUAAUGAAGAUCCAAAGAGUGAUAUGGUGCCUAAAAUGUCAGAAAGCAUUUCAUUUUCAGAAACAUGCAGCUAUUGAAAUUCAACGGUUUAUCAGGGGGCAGAUUACUAGAAAUAAGCUUUUAGGAGCAUCUUCCUUGCAUGCUGCUACCACUGGCAGUUGCAAUUUUAAGAUGUCAGAAGGCUUCUUCUGGAGUUUUGAAUUGACAUUAGUGAUUGCUUCAGUUCUGAAACUGCAAAGGUGGUGGAGAGGUGUUUUGUUACUUAAAUUAAGAACAAAAUCAGCAAUCAUUAUUCAGAGUCACACACGGGGUUGGAUUGCUAGGCAAAAAGCUUAUAGAGAGAGGCAUUCUAUUGUUGCAAUACAAUCAUAUUGGAAAGGUUAUGUUGCUCGGAAAGAAUCAAGGGGGCAGCUAAUGGAUUUGCGCUUGCGAAUGCAAAAGUCUGCUAUGAAUGUGGAUGAUAGCAAACGUAUUAUUAACAGGCUUUUGUCAGCACUUUCAGAACUACUGAGCAUGAAAAGCAUCAGUGGAAUUCUUCACAACUGUGAGACCUUGGAUAUGGCUACAACCCAUUCUCUGAAAUGCUGUGAAGAACUUGUGGCUGCGGGUGCAAUUGGCAUUCUACUGAAGCAGAUUCGCUCAGCCAGUCGGAGCAUACCUGAUCAGCAGGUUCUAAAGCAUGCGCUCUCAACACUCAGAAACCUUGCCCGUUAUCCACAUUUGACAGAAGUGCUAAUCGACACUCCUGGAUCUGUAGAGAUAAUCUUAUGGGAGUUGCACAGGAACAAGGAAGAAGGAUACUUUAUUGCUUCCGAGAUAUUGAAGAAGAUAUGUUCAAAUCAGAAAGGUGUGAAAGUUGUACACAAGUUUCCUGCUCUUCUGAAGAGACUGCACAAUCUUGUUGAAGAACUGACGAGGAAAGCAAACAUUGAAAAAAGGAAUCCCCGUGCUGUUUCCGUAAGGGAGAACACAGAUAGAAGAUUGAAGGAGGCUGUGGAACUUCUUAAACUGAUAACAAAUGGUUAUUGAAUCCAGCAAUCACCUAUCUGUUUGCAAUGUGAAGAAGUUUUAUGCUUGCUAGGGUUAAUGCUGUUUAUGUCCAUAUCUAGUGUCUCUGAUGUGUUUGAUAUAUUGAGUUUUUGAAAUCUUGAACAUCUGAUGGUGCAUGAUUUGUGCACGGUUGUGUACUUAACUAAUUCAGAUGCAAUUGUUUGAAAUUAAGGCUUGACAAAUAGUCACCCCAAGAAAUGAGCGAGAUGCACAGAAUCUAAAGCCCCAAGCAAGAUAUCCACAGAUGUUGUACUUUCUCAGCAGGUUCCUGUAAUCCUCUUAUACAGAAUUUGGAUCCUCUUAUACAGGUUCCUGUAAUCCUCUUACAUAAACCAAUGUCAGGAAUUUGGAUCUAUCGAGUUGGUGGUGCCUAUCAUUUGCUAUUUUGGUCUUUUUAUUUAAAGCAAUUUCCGACUAAUAAAAUUAAACAAUCUGCUUUUUAUUGAAGUGCUUGACGUAUAGCCUGCGGCAGCACAGCCCAUUAGACGACGUUCCCCUGGCUGGAUCUGUCCGAUUAAAUUCAAUUGCUUCAGGCCCAGGGAUAAAUCUUACGCGAAUCCAGAAUACAGAAGAUAUUCUUGCCAACAAAGCCUAAACAAGUUGCUUGUUUUAUUCAUUUUUUAGGAUAUGCAAGUUGCAACGUUGCUAAGAACGAAGUUUUGUUUAUUGGGAAAAGCAAGCUGCAGCCUGCAAUCACGUAUUCUAAUUAUUCAUCGAUUUUUUCAUAUAGAUUUUUUUGUUUAAAUUAUUAAAUUAAUUAUUAGUUGGAAAAAGUUUGUAUGGUGCUGGUAGCCCCUGGUCUCCAUGGCUGCUGGGCAAAUGAGGUUUGUCAGUCUUGCGAGAGAUUCAGAUGGAGUGGCGCUGUUUGCACCCAACUUUUUC